Messenger RNA from Phytophthora nicotianae INRA-310, 246 nucleotides. RefSeq lists its product as hypothetical. The coding region runs from base 1 to 246 and encodes 81 amino acids. The transcript has a single exon. NCBI's taxonomy places the organism in Eukaryota, Oomycota, Peronosporomycetes, Peronosporales, Peronosporaceae. The record is from RefSeq and is a predicted model, not a curated record.
AUGGUGUCGCUCCGUCCGAUCACCCUCGAAGGGGUGCCGCAAGCUCCAAAGUCUGACCACCCAUGCGCUCGCCUGUCUUCCCCGCAUGUCGUUGUUGCUGGCGCCACAAGCGAGCUGCUUAGCCGCUCCACGAUGCGUGAACAGCGACCAGAUCGCAGUCUGCCUCGAUCGUUUCUCGAUCGAGUGCGCGAGGAUGUCCCAAGAUGCAGCGUCGUCAGUGAUGUACACACGAUCUUAUCCAGGUAA